Messenger RNA from Xyrauchen texanus (razorback sucker), 2214 nucleotides. Its product is annotated as NF-kappa-B inhibitor epsilon-like. The coding region runs from base 296 to 1336 and encodes 346 amino acids. NCBI's taxonomy places the organism in Eukaryota, Metazoa, Chordata, Actinopteri, Cypriniformes, Catostomidae. Gene Ontology annotation, molecular function: protein binding. The record is from RefSeq and is a predicted model, not a curated record. The transcript has 6 exons.
CCCGUGUAUUAUUAAUCUCACAGUGCUCACAGCAGUUUCAUUUACUAACUGUGUUUGACCGGGAACGGACCCGAUACACUUUUAUUUGAGGUUGUUAGAUAAACCGGAUAAACGAUACACCGCGAUUUUAAAGAGCUAUUGUGAAGCGUUCUAUAUUCGAACCUGGAGUUUGAGACGCAAACCGAGUCAUCUGUGGUGGAAUGAGCCUCAAAAGCGAAUCUCUUUGGUGUCAUAAUGUAACAGUGAUUUUAAGUGUUUAUGUUUUUACUUUAAUACAUUGACGGCACGAAUUCAGAUGUCGCGGUGCGGCGGAGAGAAAGAGCGCAAACAUGAAUCGGACGAAAGUCGGAUUGACUCGGGAAUCGACUCGGGAAUCGACUCGUACAGAUCGAUUUCCAGAGAUCCGUACUGGAGUGUGGAGAGUUCCGAGGAGAAAGAUAAAUCGAGUUGCGGCACAGAAGAGCGAUUGGACUCCGCAUACGCGUCUUCGUCGUUAACAGUGGACAGUUUGGGAGAUUUCAUCGGGAAAUGCAGCAUUUCUGAAUAUGAAACCCCCACGGACUGUGAAAACACGGAGGAGGAAGUGAAUCUCUUAACCACUGUUACAGAAGAUGGAGACACGAUUCUCCAUUUGGCCAUAAUCCAUGAAGAGCAACACUUUUCACAUCAGUUGAUUGAACUGUUUCCAAGAGACCUGCUGGAUAUUCAGAACAACUUGUAUCAGGCCCCGUUGCAUCUCGCCACAUAUCUGAACCAGCACAGCAUAGUGAAAGACCUGGUGGCGAAGGGCGUCUCGCUGGAGCUCCAGGACCAGGAUGGAAACACCCCUCUUCACGUGGCCUGCCAACAUGGCUUCUGGGAUUGUGCCAAUGAGAUGAUCCACAACGCUUCGCCCAACAAACUCGCCCAUGUGCUGGAGGCACAAAACUGGAGAGGUGUCACGUGUCUCCAUGUGGCCACCAUGCACAAACAACAUCGUCUGAUGCGGCUCCUGAUGAAGAAAGGUGUGAAUCUGAACACGCAGGAGGGUACGAGCGGGAAGACGGCGUUACACAUGGCCGUCGAGCUGCAUGAUGUGUCCACGGUAAAUCUGCUUCUCAACAGCGGGGCAAAUGUAGAUGCUGCCAUGUUCAACGGCUGCACUGCGCUGCAUUUGGCAGUGGGCAGACAGGAUGCAGCCGUUGCCAACCGUCUGUGCCAGGCCGGAGCCGACAAGAUGAUCCGAAACAUGGAGGAUGAUACGGCCCUGGAUCUGGCUUAUGGCAAUGAUGAUAUUUUGGCUCUGUUCCCCUUCGACGAUAUUCAGAUCAUGGGCAGGACUGUGAUAAACUUUUAAAUACGUGAACAUGUCUCUUCGCAUGUUCGUUUUGUGUUUAGUUUAUACUCUCAUCUGAAUUUGUGGGACUUUGGUUUUCUUUAACUCUGCACAGCUUUUGGGAAUCUUCCUGUAACCUCAUUUUAAGUGUGAUUUUAUUUAUCUCCAGUGGUGGUUCAUUUAUGCAGCAGUUAUGAUGGCGGCUGCAUACAAAGGAUAUAAUUUGUAUUGUGUAUUCUGAGCAACCUCUUUUGUAAAUGCCAAACAUAAUGCAUUCUGAUUUUAUGAUUCGCAGUAGUAUGUUUUUGUAGCAAUGCAUUUGUAGUAAAAUGUGCAAUGUUUCCGAUGUUUCCAAAAAGGCCAAUAUAAAGUAGUUUUAUUAUUUAGAUUCUGUGUUUCCUUUCUGGUAAACACAAGUGCUGUCCAGUAAGCACUGUGAUGGUUUGGUAAUACAUUUUUAAUGAUCUGUGAACCACAAACCAUUUCAUAAACAUCUGCCAAAUAUGAAUACAUUUGGGAUUUCACAACCCUAGAAUUUUUUUACGUAUUCAAUAAUUUAAUGUAUUAAAUAGUGGUGCACAAAUGAUUGUUUUUUUGCAAUGAAAAUGACAAAAGUGAUGUCAAGAUAAUGCAAAUGCAUUCGUGCAAUGCUGUAUGCAUGCAAUUUAUGCAUGCAUGCAUUUUACUGACAGUACACAAAUUUGCUAAAAUAAAUAGCUUAUUUGACACAAUAUUUGAAGUAAACAAAUUUAAAACAUCCGUUGUCAAGGCAGGCUGUUGGUAUAUGAUUGAAGUGAGACACUGAUGACACACUUAUGGAACGUAAAUGAUGCAAAAUAUGCAACAAUUUGCAUUUGUGGUCCUCGAUGCAAUGCAUAACACUAUUUAUCAUGCAACCC